Talaromyces atroroseus is the source of this 2121-nucleotide messenger RNA. RefSeq lists its product as hypothetical. The transcript has 3 exons. The coding region runs from base 1 to 2121 and encodes 706 amino acids. Gene Ontology annotation, biological process: nucleoside triphosphate metabolic process. The record is from RefSeq and is a predicted model, not a curated record. NCBI's taxonomy places the organism in Eukaryota, Fungi, Ascomycota, Eurotiomycetes, Eurotiales, Trichocomaceae. Gene Ontology annotation, molecular function: nucleoside triphosphate diphosphatase activity; ribonucleoside triphosphate phosphatase activity.
AUGCCCUCUAGGCGGGAACUCCGAGAUCAUGACUUGCUCUCUCCCUCCGCCUACGACGACGAUGUCACGUCUCCACGAUCGCUUUCGGACCAAGACUCCGACUCGGAAGAUGACGAGUUUCUGCGCGCUACCCGGUCCACACUCGAACUCGCCAGGCAUGACAAGACAGUCUUGGAAGAAGAGGAGGAAAUGGAGAAGCUGCUUGUAAGGAGCGGGCCGGCUGACGGUCUACGGCGCAUUUUUAGCCCAACCGUGGGCCCCGUACGUAUAGGCAAACGCAAUCGACGAGAGAGGAAAAGGAGUGUGCAGGGCAAACCGCACCAGGAAGGAGAUCUCAUGUUUGAAAUGGAAGAAGGGUUCCGAGAUUUUUCGGAUGGAGAUAGUAUUGAUUCGUUGGACUUGGACGAGAAAGACCUGGAUAAGUGGCAAGACCAACCGCCCAAAAAGGGCAUGUAUCUGUGGCUCGCUCUAGCGUUUGCUGCCAUGACUGUUCUGUUUUUUAUAUUUCUAUUGGGUGCUUACAAGGCAUCUAAAGACACUCAAAAUGUGAACGGCAAGGUGGCAGGCUUUCUGUCCAACGGGACAGCCCUUUUCGCGCCAACCACCAUCGUCGUUUCGCUUGACGGAUUUCGCGCCGAUUUUCUCAAUCGCGGACUUACACCGACGCUUAAUAAGUUCAUUGCAGAGGGUGUUUCUCCGAGAUAUAUGAUUCCCAGCUUUCCCAGUGUUACGUUUCCCAACCAUUUUACUCUUGUGACGGGCUUGUACCCUGAGAGUCAUGGCAUGGUCGCCAACGAUUUCUAUGAUCCCAAUUACAAAGAAUAUUUCACAGUCGUGCCGGGGAAAAGCGAUGAUCCAAAGUGGUGGACAGCAGAGCCUAUCUGGACGACGGCGGAAAAGCAAGGUAUUCGCACCGCGAUCCACAUGUGGCCCGGGUCUGAAGCGCAUAUUGGUAAUAUGGAUCCGACAUUCUACGACAAAUUCAAUGGCUCUGAAGUUCUAUCGCGGAAAGUAGAUCGUGUUAUGGAAUUCCUCGACCUUCCGGGAGAAGAAAGCGAGGAUGGCGUUGAGAAGCUUCGUCCGCAAUUCAUUGCUACGUACGUGCCCAACGUGGAUACAGCUGGUCAUUUGUAUGGGCCAAACAGUACCGAAAUACGAUCCGUCAUCUCGUACGCAGAUGAUAUGCUCGCCGGUUUGUUAGAGGGGCUUGAAGCUCGAAAUCUGACUAGCAUUGUCAACAUCGUGGUUGUCUCUGAUCAUGGAAUGGCUACUACCUCGACUACACGUACCAUCCAGUUGGAAGAUCUAAUUGAUAUAGAGUUGGUGGAACACAUCGAUGGCUGGCCAUUGAGGGGUCUCCGACCGAAGCAACCUGAAGAUCUAGAAGUCCUCAAGAGCCAAUUGGAGAAGACAGCAAAGGAAUAUCCGGACGGGAUAGAGGUGUAUACUCGAGAGACAAUGCCAGAAAGAUGGCAUUUCUCAAACAAUGAUCGAAUCGCGCCACUUUGGAUUAUACCUAAAGCUGGAUGGGCUGUCGUGGAAAGGCCCGAUUUCGACGUAAAGGAAGCACUUGCCAAGGUGCUUCCUUAUGCGCCUCGGGGAAUUCAUGGGUAUGAUAAUUACCACCCACUUAUGCGAGCCAUCUUCGUUGCCCGAGGACCAGCCUUUCCUCAUCCUCCCAACAGCAGAGUGGAGGUUUUCCAAAAUACUAACGUUUACAACCUGAUUUGCGAUUCGAUCGGAAUCAUACCGCUACCAAACAAUGGAACUUUGCACCUGCCAUUCACAACUAUAGGUCUGCACAGUGACGACGACGCUCCUGUUCUUGAUACUCCCGAAGAUCCUCCAAAAGCUAGUAUGAGCUUUUCGCCAAUAACUACACGUCCGACUGCGUCUGUAGGACCUCCGCCGCCGCCAGAGACUACCCCUGGAUCCUCCAUGGAGGAUGGCGAUGGCGAUGGCAAUGGCAAUGGCAAUGGCGACGGGGAUGAAGAUGACGAUGACGCAAAAUCAUCACUUCAGUCAUUCUAUGACAGUGUCAAGGAUACCUUGGGCUCGUUCAAGGAUUGGUUAGGCCAGUUAUUCAGUUCCAAAGUGGACAAUCGGCCACCACCAUCAUAA